AUUCGCACGCUUGGCUAUACUGAGCGAUACUGAGAAAGUUGUACGGUGUAGUACUUUGAAUGUCAGUUUGUGCAAUAGAAUUUCUGACGUGUAGUGAAAAUGAAGAUAAUUAUAAUAUUAUCAUUGCUAUUUAUUUCCGUGCAAAACGUAAAGUCUGCGUCCUUAGAGGUUGUAACAGAUGAUGAGCUUUUAAAUUUGUUUAAAAGCGAGAAAUAUGUCAUCGUUCUCUUCACCAAGAGGGACUGUGAACAGUGUGAUAAUUUUGAAAAUGAGUUGAUUCAUUUGCGAGAAGACUUAGUAGACACUCUGAAUGCUUGGGUGGUAAAAGCAGUCAGUAGUCAGCUGGUUCGACUUUACAACCCAAACAAGGAACCAGCUCUUGUUUUCUUCCGACAUGGUAUUCCACUGCUUUAUGAAGGCCCUGCCAAUGAUGAGCUUAUUCUUCACACAUUUACUGAAAACAAGGAGCCUAUCGUUCGGGAGCUCUCCGAUGACAAUUUUGAACAUCUUACUCAAGCAUCUAGUGGAGCUACAACUGGAGAUUGGUUUGUGAUGUUCUACAGUACAGACUGUGUCGAGUGCCAGAGGCUACAAGCACGUUGGGAAGCUGUGGGCGCUAAACUUCGAACCCGUCUUAAUGUUGCCCGUGUGAACAGACAGACAGUGGGAGCUGUGACUUCACGACGUUUUGGGGUCUGGGAAGUACCCACCUUCAUUUUUUUUCGCCAAGGAUACAUGUACCGUUACAACAUCCACAAGUAUGAUGUUGCAUCUUUUACCUCUUUUGUAACUGACUGGUACAAAAAUGCUCGGAAGGAAAUUGUUCCUGUCCCCAAGAGUCCAUUUGACGACUUCCUGCAGAUGAUAGUGGACUAUUUACGGGACAACCCAUGGAUAUGGAAGAUUGGGUUUGGAUCUGUAGGUUUCACAAUUUUGUCUAUCUUCAUCAUCAUUUCAAAACUGAAAGCCAAGAAGCCAACCGUAACAAAGAAAUCAAAGAAAAGCAAAUAGUUAUGUUGUUCUGACAGACAUUACAAGAUGAUUAAAAAGGAUGGAACACUGAAAUUAAACACAUUCAAUGUUAAGGUGCUGAUUGGUUGGAUAUUCUUUGUAGCACAAGUUUUUUAUCUCUUAAUUUUUCUUAUGUUCUUCCCACAGAUUUGUGAUAAGAAAAUGCCAUGUGAGUAAGGGUUUAAUUUUCUUGUAUUAACUAGUGCUCUCAUUCAUUUUGCUCUUUUGACAUACUGAUAAAAUCAAGUUUCUGUAUUAAGUGUUUUGCAGUUGUCAUUAUAUUAGAAAGAAAAAUGUGUUAGAAGCAUAAGCUCGUAAUGAAUGGACAAGUUUCGAGUUUAAGGAGUUAGAUUUCUUAAGGGGUAAAUAUUUUCACACAGACCGAUCUUACUACAGUAAGUAUACAGUAUGCAUAAAGGCUCCCACACACAGACGCGAUACGAUUCGGGACGAUAUAGCACUCUGGACAAAAACGGCUGUUUACCGACUGGGCCGCUCACACAGACGCGACACUCGGGAACUCGGGAAUCUUUGACACCCGAUAACCAUCUGGCCAUGA
This is a messenger RNA of Cryptotermes secundus, 1570 nucleotides long. RefSeq names its product thioredoxin domain-containing protein. The transcript has 6 exons. Lineage: Eukaryota; Metazoa; Arthropoda; Insecta; Blattodea; Kalotermitidae. Bases 100 to 1011 code for a protein of 303 amino acids. The record is from RefSeq and is a predicted model, not a curated record.